AUGCCGCAACAGAAUGGCGACAAGCCCAGCGCUGCAUCGAGGAAGCGCAAGGAGCCCUCAUCCAACUCCAACCAGAAGGACAGCAGCAGCAGCACGAAACGGCCCAAGUUUGAUCACCGCGCGAAACAGCGAGAUGCACGAGUCCUCUCCACACAAACCGCCUCGAGGGCGUUCAAGCAUGGCGAGCUGGACGUGGACAAGUUUGUCAAGUCGCGCGAGUACGAGAUACGCGCUCUGGAGGAGGGAAUGGCACGCAGCAAGAAGGCUCUCACCAAGCGGGCUUUUCAGCAGGUGCCCCCGGACUUGCGGAGACGGACAGCCAGCCACAACGUAAAGCGUGUGCCCAAGAGGUUGCAGCCACGGGCGAAGAGGGAGAUGGUCGAGGACAAGACGCCCACCGUGACAGCGCGAAGGAGAAAGCCCACCAGACACAUGCGCCUGCGUAUUGAGACCGCGAAGAGACUGCGAGCGUUGGGAGCCAAGGAGAAGUCUGCUAGAAAUGCAGACGCCGCCUCGACUCUUAAAUCUAUUUCAUUAGCCAUCCAGACCCGUGCUCCAAAGGUCAAGAAGGCCACGCCAGCGAUGCCGCCUGUGCCCAAGGCAAAGUUUCGCAAGCGGCAGAAGAACAAAACUUGGUUGCCGACACACAUGUUCCACGCCAAGCGAGCACGUAUGACUCUGCCGAAGGAGUCGAUGUGGCGCUUUGCAUUACCAUUGACAUCCACCCUGAAAAGCUACCGGCCAACCCAUAGAGCUGCUAAUGAACGAGGCGUUGUGGCUUGGGAUACAAGUUACGUUUCCACCAUUGGACUCGAAGGUCAGCAAAGUAGUAUCGAAGGAUUAUUACAAGCAAUCGGUGUGGGCACCACAUUGGCUAAAGACGACUUGGCUGGAGCCAAAGUUCUAAAGUGGAAGAACGGCACACGAGUCUGGGAAGGUAUGGUGCACCACCGAGGGGAUCCACGCAGACCCAUUGCGCCGCUGACCAUCACCUGGUGUGCUCUAUCUACCAACGAGCGACCCACAAUGGGUGAUGAGCCGGCAAAGCGUAGGCGCAGUGUGUUCGUUCGUGUCCAUCCGGCAGCAUUCUGGGAGCUCUGGGAAGAGAUCAUUCGUCUGUCCAAAGUGGCCAAGCCCCAAGUCGUUGUCGAAGACCUUCGUUUCGAGUUGGGGAGUAUCGAGAUCACAGGACCGGGUGCGACUGAAGCACUCCAUGGCGCUCUGAUACCUUCAGCUUUCACAGACGACCAGCCAUCUUCUGUCACAAGCAUUGGGCAUAUCUGGGCACAGCUUGCAGGUAUUCGUGGCCCGGCCAUGCUCCCGUCGGGGGCACUGCUUGGUUUCGAGAUCCAAGACCCACGACUUCACCAUCCCCCACAGACAAUCAAGCUAGCUCACAAGCCAGAGAACCACGAUCAAAUGAUGGAAGUUAUAGCCAAAUGGCCGGCAGAUGAGACACAAUCAACACCUUCCCUAUUCCUUCGCAGGUCGCGCCUUGCCGCUUCCUCUUCGUUGCCUAGCCAGAAGUCCAUCAACAGGCGAAAAGCACUGUCUGCACCUGGACAAUACCCUGAUCGGUUACCCCUUGACCCAAGGAUACCGAUACUGGUGCAAGCGUCUUCCAAUGCGGCAAACCAACAUGGCACUUGGACAAUCAUCCUCCCAUGGAAGUGCGUAAAGCCUGUGUGGUAUAGCAUAAUGUACUACCCUCUGUCUACAGGCGGACAACCGCGUUUUGGCGGGCUCGACGAAAUGCGACAGCUAUCCUUUCAAGCAGGCGUGCCCUGGUUCCCCGGCGACUUCCCAGGCACUAAAGCUGGCUGGGAUUGGGAAGUGCAGGAACGUUCCAAGCGGAGAGCCGAUUGGCAGCGGAGGCCAAAGUCAAAGCGUGUGAAUUGGCAGGCUGUCGAUCUAGGAGGCGGCAAGAAAGGCGAGAUUGGUGAGGGCUGGGCUUGUGACUGGGGACGUCUGCUUUCAGGACCGCCAUCUGCUAUGGGAAUUGGGCAGGCUGACGCUGUUGCUACCACAGAGUCGAUGAAGAACGCCGAUGAAAGGCGUUUAGACGAACCUGCGGUACAGCCAGAAGCCCUCGUUCACAUAUCGUCACCGCAAGCUCAAACGCUGUGGAACUCUGCAGCAUCUGCAUCGCCGUCCAUCGCCAAAGGAUCGACCGUCAGUGUACGAGUCAAGCUCCUGACCCGCGGCGUACCACAAACUUGCGCGCGUAUAUACCGCCUGCCUUCGACCACGGAUUCAAAUGCUCUCCGCCAAAGCUGGCUAACGCUUCAUCCUCGCAACCAACCGAGUGCGAGGCACCGGGGUCCGAAGCAUGGCCUUCCGCGACUGGACAAGGACGCUCCUGCUUAUCUUGUGCAACGACGUCUUGCUCAAAGUCUAAUCGAGCCGCCGCGUGUGGGUGAAGAGCACUACCCAGAUUGCCCCGGCGAAGAGGAUCUGAUCGGGUUCGUGACAUCGGGCAACUACAAUCUUGGGGAGGGAAAGGGGACUGGAGUGGGUAGCAUCUUGCUUGAGCGCGUUACUGAGGCUGGCAGAGCAGGUGAGGCAGAUGGCAGGUUGUGCAUUGUUCGAAAUGCUGGUAACGGCAUUGGUCGGCUCGCUGAGUGGGAGCUGGUAUAG
Messenger RNA from Fulvia fulva, 2637 nucleotides. Its product is annotated as Ribonucleases P/MRP protein subunit pop1. The transcript is spliced from 2 exons. Bases 1 to 2637 code for a protein of 878 amino acids. Gene Ontology annotation, biological process: tRNA 5'-leader removal. The record is from RefSeq and is a predicted model, not a curated record. NCBI's taxonomy places the organism in Eukaryota, Fungi, Ascomycota, Dothideomycetes, Mycosphaerellales, Mycosphaerellaceae. Gene Ontology annotation, cellular component: ribonuclease MRP complex; nucleolar ribonuclease P complex.